Molecule: messenger RNA, 2626 nt
Organism: Yamadazyma tenuis ATCC 10573
Lineage: Eukaryota; Fungi; Ascomycota; Pichiomycetes; Serinales; Debaryomycetaceae
Source: RefSeq, a predicted model, not a curated record
AAAUUUUUCACCACCGAUUUUUCACUUUUUUUAAGGAAGAAUUUAUCAAUUAAUUGGAAAAUUAUCAACACUAUGGUUCAAUCAUCUGUCUUAGGUUUCCCCCGUAUUGGUGGCCAAAGAGAAUUAAAGAAAAUCACCGAAUCUUACUGGAGUGGUAAGGUUACUGUCGACGCUUUAUUGGCCAAGGGUAAAGAAUUGAGAAAGCACAACUGGGAAUUGCAAAAGCAAGCCGGUGUGGAUGUCAUUGCUUCCAACGACUUCUCCUUCUACGACCAGGUCUUGGACUUGUCCUUGUUGUUCAACGUCAUCCCCGACAGAUACCUCAAGUUUGACUUGGCCCCAAUUGACAUUUUGUUCGCCAUGGGUAGAGGUUUGCAAAGAAAGGCCACUGACACCACUGCUGCUGUCGAUGUCACCGCCUUGGAAAUGGUCAAGUGGUUUGACUCCAACUACCAUUAUGUCAGACCAACCUUAUCCAACUCCACCGACUUCAAGUUGAACGAAUCUGCUGGUUUAAAGCCAGUUGCCGAAUACUUGGAAGCCAAGGAAUUGGGUAUUGAAACCAGACCUGUCAUUGUUGGUCCUAUUUCUUACUUGUACUUGGGUAAGGCUGACAAGGACUCUUUGGACUUGGAACCUUUGUCCUUGUUGGAAAAGUUGGUGCCAGUCUACAAGACCUUAUUGGCCAAGUUGAAGGAAGCUGGUGCUAAGUCCGUCCAAAUCGACGAACCAAUCUUGGUGUUGGACUUGCCAGAAUCUGUUCAGGCCAAGUUCCAAGCCACCUACGAAGCCUUGGUCGAUGCUUCUUCUCCAGAAAUCAUCUUGGCUUCUUACUUUGGUGAUGUCAGACCAAACUUGUCUGCCAUCAAGUCUUUGCCAGUUGCUGGUUUCCACUUUGACUUUGCCAGAGUUCCAGAACAAUUUGAAGAAGUUGCUUCUAUCUUGAACGACAAGCAAAUCUUCUCUGUUGGUGUGGUUGAUGGUAGAAACAUCUGGAAGAACGACUUUGCCAAGUCUUCCGAAAUCAUUUCCAAGGCCAUUGCCAAGGUUGGUGCCGACAGAGUGUUGGUUGCGACCUCCUCUUCCUUGUUGCACACUCCUGUCGACUUAAAGUCUGAAUCCAAGUUGAACCCUACUAUCAAGGACUGGUUCUCUUUUGCUACCCAAAAGUUGGAUGAAGUCGUUGUGUUGACCAAGAGUGCCAAGGGUGACGAUGUGACCAAGGAAUUGGAAGCCAAUGCCGCCUCCAUCAAGUCCAGAAAGGAAUCCUCUAUCACCACCAACCCUAAGGUUCAAUCCAAGUUGGCUGAAAUUGACGAAUCCAUGGCCACCAGAAAGUCUCCAUUCGAACAGAGAUUAACUGUCCAACAAGCCAAGUACAACUUGCCAUUGUUCCCAACCACCACCAUUGGUUCUUUCCCUCAAACCAAGGAUAUUAGAGUGAACAGAAACAAGUUCAACAAGGGUGAAAUCACUGCUGAACAAUACGACGAGUUCAUCAAGAAGGAAAUUGCUGAGGUUGUUAAGUUCCAGGAAGACAUUGGUUUGGAUGUGUUGGUCCACGGUGAACCAGAAAGAAACGAUAUGGUUCAAUACUUUGGUGAAAAAUUGGACGGUUUUGAAUUCACCCAAAACGGUUGGGUUCAAUCUUACGGUUCCAGAUACGUCAGACCUCCAAUUGUGGUUGGUGAUGUUUCCAGAACCGUUGCAAUGUCGGUUAAGGAAUCGGUUUACGCUCAAUCCUUGACCAGCAAACCAAUGAAGGGUAUGUUGACUGGACCAGUCACCUGUUUGAGAUGGUCUUUCCCAAGAGAUGACAUUUCUCAAAAACUCCAAGCCUUGCAAUUGUCCUUGGCCUUGAGAGAAGAAGUGGUUGAUUUGGAACAAGCCGGUAUCACCGUCAUUCAAGUCGAUGAACCAGCCUUGAGAGAAGGUUUGCCAUUGAGAGCCGGUAAGGAAAGAUCCGACUACUUGGACUGGGCUGCUCAAUCUUUUAGAGUUUCUACCUCUGGUGUCGAUGACAGUACCCAAAUCCACUCCCAUUUCUGUUACUCAGACUUGGAUCCAAACCAUAUCAAGGCUUUGGAUGCUGAUGUUGUUUCUAUUGAAUUCUCCAAGAAGGAUGAUCCAAACUACAUCCAAGAAUUCUCCAACUAUCCUAACCACAUUGGUUUGGGAUUGUUUGACAUUCACUCUCCAAGAAUUCCAUCCAAGGAUGAAUUCGUCAAGAGAAUCAGUGAAAUCUUGAAGGUUUACCCUGCCAACAAGUUUUGGGUUAACCCAGAUUGUGGUUUGAAGACUAGAGGUUGGACUGAAGUUAAGGCUUCUUUAACCAACAUGGUGGACGCCGCCAAGCACUUCCGCGAACAAUACUAAAUGUGUUGUUCUGUUCUUUAAGAGCCCCUAAACACGGGUUUAUGCAUUAUUCAAUUCAUUUGUUGAUGCCGUGUCCUUUGAUAUUACAUUUAUUCAACAUUAAUGUAAUCUGAUCAUUACUAUCAAUAUCGUUUGAUUGUCUUUUUAUAUAGUUUUUGUAUUGUUUUUGUUUGCUGGGGGUUUUUAAAAUGGGAUUUCAACAUCGGUUUAAUAUAUAUUUUGAUUUUUUCAACCACGACUGAUUUUUUGU